This is a messenger RNA of Notodromas monacha, 1156 nucleotides long. The record is from the annotation of a GenBank genome assembly. NCBI's taxonomy places the organism in Eukaryota, Metazoa, Arthropoda, Ostracoda, Podocopida, Cyprididae.
UUAUUUCUGUUUUGAAGGAGUGUGUGUGAAGUGGACGAUGGAGGUCUGAGCCCGGUCCAUUAUGUCUUCAGUGAGCAAGCUUGACCAGGUCUAUCGAACUAUCCUGCUCAGCAAGUACUUUACGAAGGGAUGGGGGGAACCGGAAGUGAUGAAGCGGUUGUUCCGCUUUCGAAAAAUCAUGUCGAACCGAGAAACUUGCCGGCAUCUAGUUUCGCACCACUACCCAAUUUCUGUCAAACAGGUGGAAAGCAACUCCGAUUACAAACUUUUCGAAGGAAGCUUCACCUCUCCGUUCGUGAGGUUCAUGGGUGACCUGAUGCCAGUGGAAUGUCACACAGCUCAUUUCCAAAUGCUUUUGCCGACAAAAUGGCGAAACGAAAAUCAUAAACCCGUUUGCAUUCACCUAGCCGGGACAGGCGAUCACUUUUUCUGGAGGCGGCGCACGCUUAUGGCAAGACCCUUGCUGCGGGACUCCGGCAUCGGAUCAAUUCUCGUCGAGAAUCCUUUCUAUGGAUCGAGGAAACCGAAGGAUUAUGUCCGUUCCAAUUUGCACAAUGUGACUGACAUUUUCCUCAUGGGUGGUUGCUUGAUUCUGGAAUGUUCAGCUUUGCUGCAUUGGUGUGAAAGGAAUGGAUUCGGACCACUUGGGCUUACCGGGAUUUCUAUGGGUGGACAUAUGGCGUCAUUGGCAGCGACGAAUUGGCCAAAGCCAAUUGCUCUGAUUCCUUGUUUGUCGGGAACAAGUGCCUCAGGUGUUUUCACGCAGGGCGUGAUGAGUGGCGCAAUCGAUUGGAGUCUUCUAGAGAGCCAGUACUGUUCUUCCAGUGAAUAUCGGGAAGAGAUCAUGCAAAUGAUCAAGACAACGUCUAAGGACGCGGCUUUCGUCGCCGGACGAGAAUUUGUGCAGCGGUUUCCGGAAUUCAGCGACAAUCUGAAAUUUGCUCGGGAUGUGGUUGUGGAUCGUGACAGAGAUGCAUCAGUAUUUUUGUCAAACUUCGAGAAUCCGUUUGGCGUGUUGGAUGGUGGUGGUCGGCUGUGUACAGGUGAUCAUUGCGAACCUGUCGGUUUGAAAUCGCAGGAUGAUGGGGUUAAACACAUUGAAGUUCAGCCAGUGACCCGGUCGAAGGCGGAAGUCGUCAAAAAAUGGAUCAGGUAC